Drosophila ficusphila is the source of this 5071-nucleotide messenger RNA. It is a transcript of the gene Tao, whose product is annotated as serine/threonine-protein kinase Tao. The transcript has 13 exons. Bases 438 to 3572 code for a protein of 1044 amino acids. Gene Ontology annotation, molecular function: ATP binding; protein kinase activity. NCBI's taxonomy places the organism in Eukaryota, Metazoa, Arthropoda, Insecta, Diptera, Drosophilidae. Gene Ontology annotation, biological process: protein phosphorylation. The record is from RefSeq and is a predicted model, not a curated record.
UGUUUCUCCACCUCUACCGCUUGCUGUGUGUGUGAACUUUACAGAAUUUAAUUAAGAAAACGAGUGAAGAAAAGUGUGGAACUAAAUAGCGCAAAUGGUAUCGGGAUCGGGAUCGACGUUCCACUAAAUUUUCGGCACCUCGAGAUGCGUAGCAAGUGCGAAAGUGUGAACGCAACGCGUGUGCAGUGCAGGGCAAAUCGAAAUCGCAGCAAGGCAAAUAACAGCAGCAGCAGGCGUGAAGAAAGCGACGCAUGAGGGAAAAAUGCAUACAGCUGCGAAAACCAAAAGCCAGCCGCGCUGAUAAACAAGCAAGCACUAAUUAAAUUCCAAAUACCUUAAACCCAGCAGAGUUGGCUACUUGGAGCUGCUGCAGACGAGGAGGACGCAGAGCGCAGGACCACUGAGUUGUGAGCUGGGCUAGAGCAUGAGAGACAGCCAUGCCUUCGGCACGACCUGGUAGUCUCAAGGAUCCGGAAAUAGCCGAUCUGUUUAACAAGCAUGACCCGGAGAAGAUCUUCGAGGAUCUGCGCGAAAUCGGCCAUGGGUCGUUCGGUGCGGUCUACUAUGCCCGCUGCAAUCUCACCAAGGAGAUUGUGGCCAUCAAAAAGAUGUCCUACACCGGCAAGCAGAGCCAGGAGAAGUGGCAGGACAUUCUCAAAGAGAUACGCUUCCUUCGCCAAUUGAACCACCCGAACACCAUCGAAUACAAGGGUUGCUAUCUGCGCGAAUCGACCGCCUGGCUGGUGAUGGAGUACUGCGUGGGCUCCGCCUCGGACAUCAUCGAGGUGCACAAGAAGCCGCUGCACGAGGACGAGAUUGCCGCCAUCUGUUUGGGCGUGCUCAGCGGUUUGAGCUAUCUGCAUUCGCUGGGGCGCAUCCAUCGCGACAUCAAAGCGGGCAACAUUUUGCUCACGGACAAUGGCGUCGUCAAGUUGGCCGACUUCGGUAGCGCCGCCAUCAAGUGCCCGGCCAACAGCUUUGUCGGCACGCCCUACUGGAUGGCCCCCGAGGUGAUCCUGGCCAUGGACGAGGGCCAGUACGACGGCAAGGUGGAUGUGUGGUCGCUGGGCAUCACCUGCAUCGAGCUGGCGGAGCGCAAGCCGCCCUACUUCAACAUGAACGCCAUGUCGGCGCUCUAUCACAUUGCGCAGAACGAGUCGCCGAUUCUUCCGAAGAACGACUGGUCGGACGCGUUCUGCAGCUUUGUCGAACUGUGCCUCAAAAAGAUGCCAGCGGAACGACCUUCGUCGGCCAAGCUGCUGACCCACGCGUACGUGACCCGACCACGUUCCGACACCGUGCUCCUCGAGCUGAUCGCGCGCACCAAGUCGGCGGUGCGCGAGCUGGACAACCUUAACUACCGCAAGAUGAAGAAGAUACUCAUGGUGGACACCUGCGAGACGGAGAGCGCCGUGGGCGAUGCCGACGAUCAGCAGGACGACCAUGCCGGCGGCGAUAGCAGCAAGAGCAAUAGUAUUACUUCGGAACACUCCAUACACUCGGUGGGUGUAUCAGCGGCCAGUAGUCAGAGCUCGUCAUCCAAUUCCAUACCGGCUGCGGCCCAGAAUCAUCACCAUAUCGCUGCGCACCACCACCAGCAGGCGGCUAGCGCCGCUGUGGCGGCGGCAAUGCACCACCACCAUCAUCCGCACCAGCAGCAGCCGCCGCCCAGCUGGCCGAGCGGUAAUCCGCAACAGGUUGGACAGGGAGCGAUUCCACCCGGGGCCGUGUCGCGCAACUCGUCGCGGCAUCGCAACCGGCCGCCGCUGCCGAACAUAAUGCACAGCAUGAACAACAAUGUGACGCCCACAAACUCGGCCUCGGUGGUGCCUGCUCCGGCGCCCGCUCCGGUUCCACCGCCGCCGCUUUCCGUUCUACCGCACCUGGGUGCAAUGGGCCACGGUGGCGGAGGAACCGGAACCGGCGGCAGCGGCGGUGGAGGCUCCCCAGCCUCCGGUGGACCACUGGCGGAUCGAAUGCAGCCCAUCCAGCCGCGAUAUCUGACAACGCCCGCCGCCCAAGCGGCCGUCUAUGCCGCCAGCUCGGCGUCCUCGCAACAGGCCAUCUCCAAUGCGGUCAACGACCACGGGCCGAACAACUUUGCCACCAUACGCACCACCAGUAUCGUGACCAAGCAGCAGAAGGAGCACAUGCAGGAGGAGAUGCACGAGCAAAUGUCCGGUUACAAGCGGAUGCGACGCGAGCACCAGGCGCACCUGUUCAAGCUGGAGGAGAAGUGCAAGGUGGACAUGGAGGCGCACAAGGCGGCCCUGGACAAGGAGUAUGAAACGCUGCUGCACAACUUCACCAGGGACCUCGAACGGCUGCAGACGAAGCACCAGCAGGACGUGGAGAGACGGUCGAAGCAGACGAGCGCCGCCGAGAAGAAACUACACAAAGAGAUUACGCUGAAACAGGAGGCCGACCGCAAGGUGUACGACUUGAAUCGCAAGAAGGAGUACAAGGCGAACAAGGAGCGCUGGAAGCGAGAGCUCUCAAUGGACGAGACGACGCCCAAGCGGCAGCGCGACCUAACGCUCCAGUCGCAAAAGGACAACCUUAAGCAGCACGAGGCGCAGGAGGAGCAGCGCAUGAUCCAGGCGCAGAAGCAGUACAUCGAUCUGGAGAUGCGCAAGUUCAAGCGCAAGCGCAUGAUCAUGCAGCACGAGCACGAAGAUCAGCAGAUGCGUGAUGAGUUGGCAAAGAAGGAGCAACAACUGCAGCAGGCGCACACCAUGCUCCUUAAGCACCACGAAAAGACACAGGAGCUGGAGUACCGCCAGCAGAAGAGCGUUCACCAGUUGCGCGAAGAGCAGAUUAACAAGCAACACGAUACGGAGUUGCACAAUCAAAAAGACUACAUGGACCGCAUCAAGAAGGAGCUGGUGCGCAAGCAUGCGGUCGAACUAAGGCAACAGCCCAAGAGCUUGAAGCAAAAGGAGCUCCAGAUACGCAAACAGUUCCGGGAAACAUGCAAGACGCAGACGAAGCAAUACAAGCGCUACAAGGCGCAAGUGCUGCAGACGACACCAAAGGAGCAACAGAAGGAGGUCAUCAAGCAGCUGAAAGAGGAGAAGCAUCGCAAGCUGACGCUGCUGGGUGAACAGUACGAGCAAAGCAUUGCGGAUAUGUUCCAAAGUCAGAGCUACAAACUAGACGAAAGCCAAGUGAUCGAGUGCCAACGUACCCACGAGCAGCUGGAGUACGAGCUGGAGAUGCUCACUGCCUACCAGAACAAGAACAAGAAGCAGGCGCAGGAGCAGCGGGAUCGCGAGCGGCGGGAGCUCGAGAACCGGGUCAGCGUGCGACGAGGACUGCUCGAGAAUAAGAUGGAUGCCGAGUUGCACCAGUUUAACCAGGGACGAGAGGAGCGCUUGCGCUUGAAACACGAGAAGCAUACUAAAGAAUUGGACGCAUUUGAUAAUGAAUCAAUUGCCCUAGGUUUCAGCACUUUAUCACUAACUGAGGUCUCUCGUGAAGUCUAUGAUGUUGAGGAGGGAAGUCUGUCUGGUUCAAUAAUUAGUUUAGCCCAUAGCAAUAGUUCAACAAGUUUUCCGGCUGGUUCGCUAUAGCAUAGACAACAACAACAACAACAACAAGGCCAACCACAACAACAAGUGUUUAGUAAUAUGAACUACUUCAAUUUUAAUGGAAACUAUAAAGCCAACAGUACGACAGCAACAGCAACUAAAACUCGACAAAAGCAGCAGCUGAAACAUCAACAAUAGCAGAAAAAGUCCUGUCUAGCAAUGUUUUUGUAGGAACUUAAACAGCAAUUAACACGAUUGGUUGCAUCAAGCGAAAAAUAAUUCAUGAAAACCCAAGUAUUUUCUAAAAGUUACAACAAGCAUAAGCUGCAAUAGUUUUGUAUUAAAGAAAUUCGACCGGAGAAGGCAACAAGAUACUAACAUUUGAAACCAAUUUAAUACAAGAUCAAUCAAAAACAAAGAAAAAACAAACAUAAAUAAAUAAUUAUAUAUGUAAGCGUAAAUGUCAUACACAAACAAUAACACAACAAAAACAAACAUACAAACAAACAAACAAACAAACAAGCAAACAAAGAUCAACAUCAAUUAUUGAUAUGCAAAGUGUUUAAAUUUUACUUUUAAAUUCUAAUUUGAUAUUAUUACCGAGUAACUGAAUCAAUCGCAAUUUUGAUUUGUUAACCAUUUAUAUACUUGUGCUCUCGCGUUGCAAAAAUGUCACUAAAACAAUUAGGUGUGUAUUAUUUGUUAAAACUCGCGAAAAAUAGAACUUGCAGUUUGCCUUCGCAUUCGAGUUUGCGAGAUUUUUAAAUAUUAAUUUAAAUUGAUAGUCGAAAAAGAGAAGGGCUGCGCGAUCGCAGUUGCAGUUCCAGGCACACAUCGAUUGCCAUCUUUGCAUGUUGUUAGGUUCAACAUUUUCGAUUUACGUUAUGUUUUUUUAUUUUGACUCGUUUCAAAUAAAAGUAUUUUUGAAAAGAAAAAAUAAUACAUUUAUUUUUUAUUUGCUGUACAAUAAGUUUUAUCGCCAAAAUUAUUAUAAACCCAGCAAAUAUUAAAAUGCAAAAAGGAUUCAUUUUGUUUACAAUUAAUUUAGUUUUGUUUGUUAUAACAAAAAGGAUAUAAUAUAUAUAUAUAUAAAUUUAAAAUAAGCCUAUUUUAGAGUUAAUUAAUGCAAAUUGCAAAAUGCUUAGUCAAAACAAUAAAAAUUGUAUAGAAAAUUAAAGCAUAUAAACGUUUAAUUAUUUAAUGAUUUAUGUUUACGUGAAAAUAUUAUACUUUUUCCUGCAGUCGUAAAGUUGAUUCAAAGUAACGGAAACACCAUACACACACACAGACAAAAACACACACCCACAUCCAUGAGGGAAAUCCAAAAAAAAAAAAAAAAAAUAAAUAAAUAAAAUGCUCGGCAAAUGCAAUUGCGAAAAUAUGUAGCAAAUAAUAUUUUACUAAACAACAUAGAACGAAGAAAAAAAAUAACAAACAAACCAACCAUAUAUUUCCGUUAGUCAUUAAUUAAAUUAAAUUUAAUACAAAUUUCUAUGAUUACAGAAAAGGAAAAGAUUAAAAUGUGGAAGGAUUGGAAGCAA